Messenger RNA from Peromyscus leucopus (white-footed mouse), 4320 nucleotides. It is a transcript of the gene Pgr, whose product is annotated as progesterone receptor. Gene Ontology annotation, biological process: regulation of DNA-templated transcription; steroid hormone receptor signaling pathway. The record is from RefSeq and is a predicted model, not a curated record. The transcript is spliced from 7 exons. Lineage: Eukaryota; Metazoa; Chordata; Mammalia; Rodentia; Cricetidae. Gene Ontology annotation, molecular function: sequence-specific DNA binding; DNA-binding transcription factor activity; zinc ion binding. Gene Ontology annotation, cellular component: nucleus. The coding region runs from base 679 to 3738 and encodes 1019 amino acids.
GGGGCUUUGGGCGGGCCUUCCUAGAGCGCGAGGCUUGCUAGAAAGCUAUGGAGCUAGUCUGGACUGUCACUAUCAGUUAGGCUUCCUAGGAUUUGCGAAAGUGAGGAUUCUGCAAGCCCAAAGAGAACUUGCUUCCCUCGGGCUUAAGAAACCUGAAAUCAGCACCUGCUGAGACUGGAGAAACCAGGGAGCGUUAGAAGCUGCCGCUGCAGGAAAAUGACUUGGAAUGGGCUGCAGCCAGCCCAGGGUUUUAGCGAGGACUGUGAUGCAGACUUCCUAGAUGCCGGGGUUUCUAUCAAGGAACAGGUCCGCGGGUAGCCGGAGCCCUUUUCACAGCACCGGACACUCCAGCGCGGGACGCGUGAGCACCCGGGCAAACACAGAAAAGUCUUUUGACGAACUCCUCCAGUUACUCUAGCUACUUCUUCCUACCCUCACCCACCGCCGGGACAGCACGACUGCCACCCUCUGCCACCCUUCCUUUGAGUCUGGGUGGAGGGUAAGGACGGGAGCUGACCAGCACCGCCCCUCCCGACCAGGAGGUGGAGAUCCCACGGGUCCUGCGAUUCAACACCCACUUCCCCCUCCUUCUGCCCCUAUAUCACCAGCACCCCCUCCUCCUUCCUUUUUCCCUCCUCCCUGGAGACAGGGGAGGAGAAAAGGGGAGCUCAGGUCGUCAUGACUGAGCUGCAGGCAAAGGAUCCGCGGGCACCCCACGCGUCGGGAGCCGCGCCCUCCCCCACCCACGUCGGGUCCCCCUUGCUUGGACGCUUGGACCCCUGUCCCUUCCAGAGAAGCCAGCCGUCGGACACAUCGUCUGUAGGCUCGCCUAUAUCCAUCUCCCUGGAAGACAGGCUGCUCUUCCCUCGGUCCUGCCAGGGUCCAGAGCUUCCGGGAGAAAAGGCACAGAACCAGCAGUCGCUGUCGGACGUGGAGGGAGCUUUCUCUGGAGCUGAAGCCAGUCGUGGGGCAGGAGGCAGCAAUCCCAGAGCCCCGGAGAAGGACAGCAGACUCUUAGACAGUGUCUUAGACACGCUGCUGGCGCCCUCGGGGACCGAGCAGACCCACGGCAACCCUCCAGCCUGCGAGGCCAUCACAUCUUGGUGUCUUUUCGGAUCAGAGCUUCCAGAAGACCCCCGCAGUGUCCCUGCUACCAAGUUGUUGUCCCCGCUCAUGAGUCGGGUAGAGAGCAAGGCUGGCGACAGCUCCGGGACAGGAGCAGGGCAGAAGGUGCUGCCCAAGGGGCUGUCACCACCCCGGCAGCUGCUGCUCCCGACCUCAGGGAGUGCCCAUUGGCCCGGGGCAGGGGUGAAGCCGUCUCCACAACCAUCUGUGGUGGAGGUGGAGCAGAACGGUGGCCUAGAGACUGAGGGCUCCGCGGGUCCGCUUCUGAAGAGCAAACCUCGAACACUGGAAGGCACCAGCAGCGGAGGAGGAGGAGUUGCAGCCAGCGCGCCCGCGGCGGCCCCAGGAGGCGUCACCCUGGUUCCCAAGGAAGACUCCCGAUUUUCUGCUCCCAGGGUCUCCUUGGAGCAAGACGCUCCGGUGGCGCCCGGGCGCUCCCCAUUGCCCACCACAGUGGUGGAUUUCAUCCACGUGCCCAUCCUGCCUCUCAACCACGCGCUCCUGGCCGCCCGCACCCGGCAGCUGCUGGAGGGGGACAGCUACGACGGCGGGGCCUCAGUCCAGGGCUCGUUUGCCCCGCCUCGAGGCUCGCCAUCCCCGCCGGUGCCCUGCGGCGACUUCCCAGACUGCACCUACCCGCAGGACGGCGACCCCAAAGAGGACGCGUUCCCUCUCUACGGCGAUUUCCAGCCGCCAGGCUUGAAGAUCAAGGAGGAGGAGGAAGGCGCCGAGGCAGCUGCGCGCUCGCCGCGCCCUUACCUGGUGGCGGGAGCCAGCGCCGCCACCUUUCCAGAUUUCCCGCUGGCGCCGGCGCCGCCGCGAGCUCCCUCCUCCAGGCCCGGCGAGGCGGCGGUGGCCGGCGGCCCGGGCAGCUCCGCAGUGUCGCCCGCGUCCUCUUCGGGGUCCGCGCUGGAGUGCAUCCUGUACAAAGCGGAGGGCGCGCCGCCCACGCAAGGCCCGUUCCCGCCGCUGUCCUGCAAGCCCUCGGCCUCCGGUUCUUGCCUGCUCCCGAGGGACGGCCUGCCCGCCGCCCCUGCCGCCUCGGCAGCCCCCGCCAUCUACCCGCCGCUCGGCCUCAACGGGCUCCCGCAGCUGGGCUACCAGGCCGCAGUGCUCAAGGACGGCCUGCCCCAGGUCUACCAGCCCUAUCUCAACUACCUGAGGCCAGAUUCAGAAGCCAGCCAGAGCCCACAGUAUGGCUUUGAUUCCUUACCUCAGAAGAUCUGUUUAAUCUGUGGGGAUGAAGCAUCUGGCUGUCACUAUGGAGUGCUCACCUGUGGCAGCUGCAAGGUCUUCUUCAAGAGGCGAUGGAAGGUAGGAAGCUUCUUCCUCAUUCCUCCUCCAGGUCAUUGUCAUGAGAGUGCCCAAUACUCUAUACAUGUUAACUAUUCCUUAUUUCUAAGAAAUGGUGAUAUUUCUCUACACCUUAAAAUUCGAUGCCAUUUUAACACUAUGUGUUGCCUACAAUACCCAAGAGUGAAUGUGUUUGACUAUUAUGACUUCAUACUCUAUGACUCAUACUUCCAACAGGACAUCCCAGUCCUGACAUUGAGGACUGUGCUGACAUUCAGCGAUUCCCUUCUUCUCAAUACACCGUUUUACUCUAAUGACAUGUUCAUAUGUAUCUACUGCAUAGACAAAACACCAGGUUUUUUACCAAAAGAAAAAUUAUAUCCUGUGUUUACGCAAAGUUCUCUCCCUUUUGUCCUCUCUGUAGGUCGGAAGUUUAAGAAGUUCAAUAAAGUCCGAGUUAUGAGAGCCCUUGAUGGCGUUGCUCUCCCUCAGUCAGUGGGCCUUCCUAAUGAGAGCCAGACCCUAGGCCAGAGAAUCACCUUUUCACCAAAUCAAGAAAUCCAGCUGGUUCCCCCACUCAUCAACCUGCUCCUGAGCAUUGAGCCUGAUGUGAUCUACGCAGGGCAUGACAACACAAAACCCGACACUUCCAGCUCUUUGCUAACCAGUCUCAACCAACUAGGCGAGAGGCAGCUGCUCUCAGUAGUCAAAUGGUCUAAGUCACUGCCAGGUUUCCGGAACUUGCACAUUGAUGACCAGAUAACCCUGAUUCAGUACUCCUGGAUGAGUCUGAUGGUGUUUGGCUUGGGCUGGAGGUCCUACAAGCAUGUUAGCGGGCAGAUGCUAUAUUUUGCACCUGAUCUAAUCCUAAAUGAACAGAGGAUGAAGGAGUCAUCCUUCUACUCACUGUGCCUUACCAUGUGGCAAAUCCCACAGGAGUUCGUCAAGCUUCAAGUGACCCAUGAGGAAUUCCUCUGUAUGAAAGUCUUGCUACUUCUUAAUACAAUUCCUCUGGAAGGACUGAGGAGCCAAAGCCAGUUUGAAGAGAUGAGGUCAAGCUAUAUCCGGGAAUUGAUCAAGGCAAUAGGCUUAAGGCAGAAAGGGGUUGUCCCCAGUUCACAGCGCUUCUAUCAACUUACGAAGCUUCUUGACAGUUUGCAUGAUCUUGUGAAACAGCUCCACCUAUACUGCUUGAACACAUUCAUCCAGUCUCGGACACUAGCUGUGGAAUUUCCAGAAAUGAUGUCUGAAGUUAUUGCUGCACAGUUGCCCAAGAUCUUGGCGGGCAUGGUGAAGCCUCUUCUCUUUCAUAAAAAGUGAUGUCUUUGCUUUGUUUUCUUUACAAAAAUUGAGUUUUGUGGUAUGUAUUUUUUGUCUUGGUUAGGAUGGUCAGGUCUUGAGUCUUUAUAAUGUUCUUCUGAAAGCCUUACAUGUAUACAUAUCACACUGUGUAAAUUAUGAGAAAACUUGGGAGAUUCUGAUUUUCCUUUGUAAUGUCUAAGUGGAGUUUCUAAAGUGUUUUAUGUACCCGUAUUUUCUUUGAGAGUUUACAUAGUUUAAAAAGGACUAAAUUGAUUGUAUAAGUAAACUAUAUCUCAUCUAUAUUAUUUCAUACUUUUCGGAUGAGAAUUUUUUUAACCUUUGCAUCUAACAUCUAACAAAUCUCCCCUAUAGGAGGAAAACAUCCCUACUUUUAACAAUAAACCAUACAUCCUACUUUUAGAUAGUUGUUUUGGUUUUCCAAAACUGGACCUUUAAAAUGACAGCCAAAAAUGUAACUAUUUUGUGAGAAGAUUCAUAACCUAAAGCAGAUUUUCAAAGAGUUUUUAAUGAAGAAAGAAAAAAAGGAAGAAAAGAAAAGAAAGAAAGAAAAAGAAAGAAAGAAAGGAAGGAAGGAAGGAA